Molecule: messenger RNA, 384 nt
Organism: Schistosoma spindalis
Lineage: Eukaryota; Metazoa; Platyhelminthes; Trematoda; Strigeidida; Schistosomatidae
Source: the annotation of a GenBank genome assembly
AUGAAGGCAUUCAUAAAGAAAAGGGCUCCCGAUGCCUCAGAUAACGGACCUGAACCUACAUCCAUAGAUAAAGUGAAGAGCUUCUUCUCAAAGUUUGGCAGUGGUUUGCGUACUGCUUUCGUCAAACCACAUCAUCCUAGUGUGCCAGUUACUAGUCGUGACGUUAACAAUUAUUGUUAUUCUUCUGAUGAUCUGAAAACAAGCAAAGAAAUUGUUUCUACCCCAAGCGAGACGGUUGACGCUCUUCAUCCUUUAAGGUAUGUUGGCUUCGACCUACUUUCUAAUUCGUCAAAUGUUUGGUUUAGAGACCAUAGAUAUCGAUUGUUUUCUUGUCUGGUGGAUUGUUGGACCCAUUUUCCAGUAACUACUUUGAGAUCUACUUAG